Messenger RNA from Echinostoma caproni, 1182 nucleotides. Lineage: Eukaryota; Metazoa; Platyhelminthes; Trematoda; Plagiorchiida; Echinostomatidae. The record is from the annotation of a GenBank genome assembly.
GUCUUGUUUGACCAAAAGGUGACCAUACCCGGGUCGUUCACUGCAAAAGGCGGUGGAAACGCAGUGGCUUGCAGCUACAAAGCUUCGGUCGGUUUAUUGUUCCCUCUGGAACGUGGUUUUACGUUCGUUCCUCGCCCACCUGUUUCAAUUCGAUUUGAUGAGGUUAUUACUGUACAGUUUUCUCGAGGCACGGGCGCCCAGAGAUCAUUCGAUUUUGAGGUGGAAACUCGCAAUGGAUUGACGCACACAUUCACCUCUAUUGAUCGUAAUGAAUAUCAUCAGCUAUACGAUUUUGUCUCCUCGAAGAAACUUCGCGUGAAAAACAUCGAGUCAGAGGGUAAAGGUGGUACAAUCGCACCCGGUGAUGAUGCUUGGUCAUCGUCAGAUGAAUCGCACGACGCUUACAUGGAGAAAGUAAAAACCGAAGCUCGUGAAAGACAACUUGAUCUGGAAGACGAUGACGAUGAUGACGAGGACGACGAGGAUUUCAAGCCACCACCCGAAUCGGAUGCAUCAGAAUUAGCUGAAGAGUAUGACAGUAAUGUCCAGACGACCACCAGUGAAGAUUCAGAUUCUGAUGAUGGUUCGGGAAGUGCAUCCGGUUCCGGAUCAGCAUCGCCUCCACAACCGAAAAAAAGCAAACCAGCACCUGCACCAAAGCCGAAAGUGGACAAACCGAAACCAGCUCCACGUGAGAAGAGAACAAAACAAGUGAAAGAUCCUAACGCACCUUCGCGACCACCCACAGCUUACAUCAUGUGGUUUAAUGAACACCGAGAGCGAAUCGCCCAAGAAAUGGGUGGCUCAAAUUCUGUGUCAGAAGUAGCCCGAGCUGCCGGAGAGAAGUGGCGUAAUUUGGAUAAUGAGACUAAGGCGCGCUAUCAGGCUCGAGUAGAUGACUUACGGAAAAAGUACGAAGAGGAUAUGCGCAUAUACAAAGCACGGAUAGAAUCCGGUGAGCUUCCUCCACCCCCUGAAUCAACGAAAAAAGCGAGAGGUAAAGCCAAGUCAUCGUCUGCGACAACCAAGUCACCCAGAAAAUCUGUUCCCACUGGAAAUUUCAAGAGCGCUGAAUACGUGGCAUCAUCGGAUGACAUGAGCGGUCAAAGUGAUGAUGACCGCCGCGGUAAAAGCGGCGGUAAAAAUGACAGUGGUUCUGAUUUGUCAGAUUUAUCCGAAUAA